Messenger RNA from Zerene cesonia (dogface butterfly), 2451 nucleotides. RefSeq names its product suppressor of cytokine signaling 2-like (gene SOCS2-12). The transcript is spliced from 4 exons. Lineage: Eukaryota; Metazoa; Arthropoda; Insecta; Lepidoptera; Pieridae. Gene Ontology annotation, molecular function: 1-phosphatidylinositol-3-kinase regulator activity. Gene Ontology annotation, cellular component: phosphatidylinositol 3-kinase complex. Gene Ontology annotation, biological process: intracellular signal transduction; phosphatidylinositol phosphate biosynthetic process. The record is from RefSeq and is a predicted model, not a curated record. Bases 430 to 1269 code for a protein of 279 amino acids.
CAUUUUAGUAUUCGCCGUGCGAUCGCGUUGUGUUGUUGUGUUCACUACUAGUCGGAAUUUAUUGUACAUUUUAAUUUAACAUUUCUAAAUACCAACGUAAAAAUUAUUUCAAGUUGUCUUUGGAUAGUGCAAUUAUCUGUACAUCACUAGCAAGUGUCGUUUGUUAUUUUGAAAGUUUUCGCGGUGUGUUUGACGUUUGGAUUUCGGAUGCCGUGGAUCGUGACUGGAAAUAGUGAAAGUUGUUUCGUAAAAUAUUAAAAUUGUCUUCGUGGGGUCACAGUGUUCGCUUUAUCGAUAUAUUCGUAAAGUAGUAUUCAAAUGAAUAGGAAGGAGAAUAUUUUUGACUUUACGUUUGAGUGAAUUUUAAAAAUCGUGGCCUCUGAAGACGAAACAGGUGGAACAAUUAAUCCACCGAAGAGUAAACGGCAGAUGUGUUUGGUUGAAAGGCGGGAAGUAAAAAUCCGCCCUUUAAAUAUGACUAUAGCACGAAGAUUACCUACACAAAAUGCGUGCGUCGAAGUUGGGGUGCCACUUAACAGUUGGUCGACCGGCGUAGCUUGUUGCCCGAACUGCAGGCAUGAGCUCCGUGUGUCUCUGUCGUGUGCCAAGGCUCAGACCACUCCUCUCACACCACCUUUCACCAUACAGCCCACGUACUUGCCGCAUUCACCUCUCUGUAAUGUGCCCUCAUCCCCCUUAAUACCUUCACCAUAUAAUGAUGAGCUGCGACGAUUAGCUGAUACUCUCAAAGCUCUGCGGCUUUCUGGGUGGUACUAUGGAAACUUAGAUUGGCAGGGUGCAAGAAAUUUAUUGAAAGAUGCAAGUGUCGGCGCAUUUGUGAUUCGGGAUUCUGGAGAUAGAAAUUUUAUCUUCUCUUUGUCCGUGCAAACAGAACGAGGCCCUACGUCCGUAAGGCUGCAUUAUGAACAAGGAUUUUUUAGGUUAGACUGCGACAGGCCGCUAGCCAGGUUCAUGCCCAGGUUCAGGUGUGUUGUGGAGUUAGUGCAGCACUAUACAAGUGUUGGAGCUCGUGGGUCAGCUGGUACUGUGUGGGUGGACCGGGAAGGGUGUGCUCAUUCGCCAGUCCUACUCAAGACUCCGUUGAGACAGUCACCACCGAGCCUUCUCCACUCUGCUCGACUCGCUGUCCACAAAGCCCUGGACUCUAACCCCCUCACGCCGAAACUGUGGUGUGCCCCCAAACACAGGCUGCUACCGCUGCCCUCGACGCUCAUAGAGUACCUCGGGGAGUAUCCAUACUCAAUCUAACACCAGAUCUGUUUACUUAGUCGAAUUGGAGAGUUUAGUGAAGAUAUUAGGGUAUUAGUGAAUUUUUGCCACUUAGUAUGGCAACAAUAGUUCAUACUCGUUCCCAUUGUGUUGCUAGUACAGGAUGCUAGGUAAAGGGCGGGCUCCUUUAUAUACCAACUAACAUUUAGGUAAUUGUAACUUGUGUAUUAUUUAAUAGUAUUGAAUAUGGGACUCAAAUAUGCUAUAUAGUGAAAGUGUAUGAAUCUGUGUCGGGUAGUUUAUUUGUCUGUAUAUAAUGUGUAACUAUGUAAUUCAAGACUGAUUCCUUUCAAUAAUAUAACACGGAUUUACAUCUGUUGUCACCGAUUUUUAUUUACAAAAUACAAAGUUGAUGCCGAUCUUGUCCAUUAUCUUAAGAAUAUCAUCACAAUAUUUUGUAGAGCUUAUAUAUUUUUAUUUAUUUAUUUCUCGACUAACUUAGGUUAAAGCUAAUAAUAAUUCAGUAAAUAUUAAUUUGUUCCUAUAUAAAAAUAUCCUGUAUUAUAUAAAGGUUCAAUUCUAUGAUAGCUUAAUACACCAUAUCACAUAACAGUUGAAAUGUACAAAAUGUGCCAUCAAUGGAAAUAAACACAAUGAUAUUAAAUAGAUGGAGGUGUUUUUGAGGCUGAGUUUGUAAAUAGUUCUUGUUUGUAUUCCUAUUUAUUUCUUAAUUUUAAUUAGUGUAGGCGAUGUAUGUCAAAAAUGAAUUUCGAUCAUGUAAUGAUCGUCCAAACGUAAGCGUGGCUCGUGACAUUCACUAAUAUAUAUAAAAUCAUGUAUGUACCUUCAAUAAUCUCAACUAGGUUAAACUAGGCGACAGAUAAAUUAGACUUGCUCACGAAUCGUAUCGUAUGCUUGCAUUCUUUUGCUUUGUAGAUCGUAUAUGGAUUUUCUGUACGUUAAUUAAAUUUUAGCUUACGAUACGAAACGAGAGGACCUUUUAGUGGAAACAAAUCGCUGUUAUUAAAUUAUUUAUUAGUCAAAACAGUGGUUUCAGCCUCAAAAUGUAUGCAUAUUAUUCCUUGGUUAAUCUUACCAUUCUUUUAAGUUAAAGCACCAAUUUAAAUAAGUGUGACAUAAUAGAAAUGUGUUUAAUGUUAGACUAAUGUAUGAAAAGAACUGCAAGUAAUUUAUAUAAAAGAAAUAUACAUUCUGCCUCUA